UAAUUAUUUUGCGAUUUAAAACGUAUUGUCAUUGUCAGUUUACAUUUAUUAUUGCUUUAUACAAAGCUUUAUACAUAAAGUUUAAUUUGAGAUGAAUUUUACAAAGAACACGACCGUUUUCGAUAAAAUGGUUUUUCCUAAGAAACCGAACUAUGAGUAUGUCGGAGAAUAUUUUGCUUCGAAGGUAGCAGAAAGCAGUAUUAAAAUUGCAAACCCUAAUACUGGAGAUGAUAUUGAACGGAUGAACGUAAUUAUUUCGAAUUAUAUAGCAACGCAACAACUUGAAAAAACAACUAGAAAAUUAACUGCUAAAAGAAAUGCAUACCAGCAAAAGAGGAAGUGUGUACUUGAAAUGUGGAAGGAUUUGCAAGUCAAAGAAGAGAGUUUUAGGCAAAAUUUUAUCCGGUUUAAUCAGUUUGUUAAAGAAAAUCAAGAAAAAAAGGAGCGAGCAGCGAAUAAAAUAAUGGAACAGAAUUCGUUAAAACAGGAAAGAGAAAGAAAAAUGAACGCUUUACUUGAAAUAUGUGAGCAGAUUAAGAAAGUUAAAGCAAAAAUGGAUGCGAAUAUUGGACGCUAUAGAAUAUACGAAGAAUUUUUAAUGGAAGUGGUUGACUAUGAUUCUUCUAUGCAAUCUAUUAACGAUUUGCUAAAAAGGUACGAUGCGCUUAUUGAAGCUAGAAAGGAACUAAAUGAUAUCCAGCAACGCGAUUUAAACAAAUUAGAGAAAGCAAAGAGUAAUCUGAAAGAAUUAAUAUCUAAUUACACCCAGAAAAUAGAAAAAAUUACUAAUCAAAUUCAAGUGCUUCACGAAAGAUACGAAAAGGCUAAAUCAAAUUGUCGCAAAUGGGAACAGCUACAUAAACACACAAAAUUAGAAGUAACUGAAAUGUUACUAAAUACGGUAGCAGUGAAAGAAAUUUGCAAAAAAAUGUACUUGGAAAUAUGCCAUAGGAAACGCAUUAAACCAACGUAUAUUGACGAUACUGAAAAACAAUUAAUUACUAUUAAACAAGCCAUUGGAGAAUACGAAAUAAUUAAUAGAAGAGUCACUGAAAUGGAAGAAAAAGAUCUUCGGGCGUCCAUUGAAGCUAAAGAUUCGUACAGUACGAUAAAAAGCCAAGGGAAUAAAUAGAGAAUCUUAGAUUAUAAAGACAAUAGUGGUCUUUACCCAUAGUAGGGAACUAGAAAGAAUAUAAAUAAAUAGAAUGUACAUUGUGCACUUAGUUUUCGACCUAAAAAUAAACCAGAAAAAAAUUACGAAGUGUCACUAAUUUCUUAGUGAUAAUCUUUUUCGUAGCCAAUUUUUUUCAAGUUUAGCUUUGUUUUCUCUCUCAUGCAUUUAUCAGAGGAACAAUACAAUGAGGUAUGUUUUGCAGCGGCGAAGCUUCUAUUGAUGCGGCUGAUGCGUCGCAUCCCUUCAAAAUAUUGUAAUACGUUUUUAUUUAAAAAAGUCAUUGAGAUCACCUAUAAUAAA
Molecule: messenger RNA, 1474 nt
Organism: Sitophilus oryzae (rice weevil)
Lineage: Eukaryota; Metazoa; Arthropoda; Insecta; Coleoptera; Curculionidae
Product: coiled-coil domain-containing protein 42 homolog
Exons: 6
Coding region: 92-1132 (346 amino acids)
Source: RefSeq, a predicted model, not a curated record